AUGGAGGAACCCACGCCUGAGCCCGCCUACGUCGACGUGGACAAGGGCCUGACGCUGGCCUGCUUCGUCUUCCUCUGCCUCUUCCUGGUCGUGAUGAUCAUCCGCUGUGCCAAGGUCAUCAUGGACCCCUACAGCGCCAUCCCCACGUCCACCUGGGAGGAGCAGCACCUGGACGACUGAGGCUGCGAGGGGGUGGAUGGGGACCGAGGCCCUGGCACCCCCGCCUCCACCUCCAGCUUGCAGCACUGGAGGCUGGGGAUGGCACAGGCUCGCCUCAGCACCUCCGGCUGUCACACGCCGCCGGGUGCCCUGGUGCUGGGGUGUGGGCUGGGGACAAGGGCACUGAUCCCAGACUCGGCUGGCACCCUGGGACCUGGGGGAUGGGCCCUGUGCCAGCUCCUGUGUGCCUCUGGGAUCCCAGUCCAGACCGGCAUCCAUCACACGACAGUUGCCUGGCUCCCAGGAGCUCUGUCCUUAGAAUGCUGCACAGCACAUGGGCCCUGCAGACACCUCCUGUGGCUGUGCCACAGCCCAGAGACAGGAGUGGAGCAGAGGGGGACAGGGACAGGUCCCCUCUGAAAGCUAACAGAAGUUCACAGGACUCUUUGAAGCAGUAUUUUUUAAAACCAACACACAGAAGGGAGAUAUUUUUCCUGUUUUAAGUGAAUGCACAUUUUAGAAGCUUGGGAAAAUGCAGACAAACAGGAGAAAAUAGCUCUUUAAUCCCACCUCCCAGAAUCUGCCCAUUUUGAUAUAUUUCUGCAGCCUUUUCUACAGGUAUUUUUUAGCCAAAUUUAUGUGGUGUGUAGGGACAGCAGACUCCGGGGCGGGACUCCUGGGGCCUCCUGACUACACGAGGCUGCUCCUCCCAGAAAACCACUGUACCCCGAAACCCUGGGGCACAAGGUCUGAGUGGAGACCUGGGCUCUGUUGGCCCUGGGUGCUCAGAGGAGCACAGCCUUGAGCAUCACCUCUGUCCCCCACUGUAGGGUGGGGAGGGGAAGCCUCACUGCGUUUUUGUUUUGGGGGUUUGGGGUGCAUUUUCCUUAGAAGACUGAAAGUGCAGGAGGAGGGCUUUACCUGUCGAUGUAGGGAGAGGAACAUGUCUCCUUCUCUUCCCUCACCCCACCGUGACCCUGCAGCAGGAGUUCUGUUCUAGACUAGCACCCUGCUCCUGUGCCCCAACUCCUCUGUCUUCUUGUGUGACCCCCAAAUAGGUCCGCUUCCGGUGAAACGGGGAAGGAGCAUCUACCUCAGCAGUGGCUGUGGCAUGACAUGAGACUCCCUGGCAGGCGCGAGGGUCCUGGCUGGCUCCGCCUUCCUGGAGAAGCUGGGUCCCCUCUCCUGUGGAUGGAUCCUAGCCAGGACCCCUGGGCAGAGGACACUCCCAGGGCCUGACCUCGAGGGAGGUGGGUGCAUUGUCCUCCAAUGCAGUGUGAAGCCAGACCGCCUGCGUCCCUCCCUCCAAGCUGCGUCCUCCUGAGGCGUGGCCUGUGUCUCCUCUGGGGCGAUGGGGACCUCGGCCUUCUCUUGUCUGCUCCUUUGCCAUGGUCCCCAGGCCCCCAGGCCACUCAGGAAAUGAGUUUCCAAAGCAUGUCACCUCCAGGUAAGCCCUGAGAACAGACAAGGCCACCAGUGUGCAGGCGGCUCCCAGCUUCUGGGUGUCCCCUUCCCACUGUGAGGAUACAGAGGGACAGUGCGGAGACAGUGGCCGUGACACCGGCAGGGCUGGGUCUGAAGCAGAUCCCUGGCAUCGUCUGCAGCCCGGCAGCUGCCCCUGGAACCUAACUCAGGGAUGCUGGGAGCCUCUCCAGGCAGCUCAUGCAGGGUCCUAGGAGCCCUGGAGUGUGAGCAGGGUUCCCCAGGGCUGGAGCUGCCCUCUGGGACCCUGGGAACUUGCAGAACCCAGAAUCCUGCCCACCCCAAUCUACAGGACCGGACCUCCAGUCUCAAGCACACUCACAGCGGGCUCUCCUUUGGUGCCAGGAGGGAACAGUAAACUUGAGAAAGGACAGGAACUGUAAGAGUCUCUCCCAAGCCUGGCCCGAAGCUGACUGGCGGUCUCCCCCGCCUCCACGCGCAGGCUGGAUUCUUCAGAUGCUGUCAGCUGUCGGCUUCACGUCAGGCUGUCGCACCACAGCACAGCUUGUUUCUGCAUUGCUGCCGAGCUUCAUACUUACUAUGGUUCCCCCAAAAUAAGACCUAGCUGGAAAAAGUCAGCCUGGAGCACUAGAGAAAAGCCAGCCCUCAUCAGCCGACCUGGCCUCUCCCUUACAGCCACCAAGCAAGAGCACAGUGAGGGUGUGGGCCGGCAGUUCUGACUGCUGAUUUUCGAGGGUGGUUGGUAUUUUCUGGCUCGAUCUUACUUUGAGGGAGAGGGUAGCAUUCUCAUGGGACCCAAAAAUGUGGCACCUAAUGUGCACGCAAUCCUGUAGAGCCCCCGAAUCGAACACGUCAGUCACUUCCAUUUUUCCUCUCAUCUCCCUCACAGGGAGGCGGGCCCCAGUGCUUGCUCUCCGCACACCCCUGAGGCCUCCAUGCCAGGACCUGCACCGUCAGGUCUGAGGCCGCCCACGCAGAGGGAGAGACAGCAGAAGUACAUGCUGCCACGGCGCUGUCUGCUGUUAAGGGGGAACACAGUGGUCUUGAGUGCCUUCAGCAGUUCGAAUGUCCCCAGACGCCAGAGAUUAACUCAACUCCAGAUGCCAAGUGCAGAGUUCCCCAAGCCCACCCUGUCCAGGGGGUGGCUGUGCUCCUUGGACUGGCUAUUGAGGACCCAUCCUGACUUGUGACCAUGGCCACCUGCAGUGCCCCUGGUAGCCCUGUCACAGAGAGGUGCUACCCGGAGUCCUCAGAGGGCAUCCCCACGCCUGCUGCUCUGCCCAGCCAUAGCCAAAGUUGGGGUGCUAACCAGAGUGGUGGGGGCAACCCUGUCCCUGAUGGUCAUCAGUCGAGGCCCCUCCCGGCAGGGCCCUCCCUGGUCCCACCCUCGAGGGAAAGCAGGGUUGGAGAGCCCUGAAGGGGAGACCUUCAGGAAGCUGGCCAAGGUUAAAGGCAGGGGGGCAGCUCCCCAAGGAUGGUCCCAGAGUGAGGCUGUGGGGCAGCAGGACUUGGGUAGGGUUAGGGUGGUGGGGGAGGAGGCCAGGCCCAGGCAGAGGUCACUACACCUUCUGGAGCAGAGUGGGGGAGGUCUCCCUCCUCCUGUCCUGGCCCCUGGCCUGGUCAUUCAGUGCCCAAACCAGCAGAAACCACCUCUCAGCAUGUAUGAGCUGUGUUCUGAUUUGGAGAAAGGUGACCCCGAGGUCAGGGACCUCUGAGGUCCAUCAGCCGCCACAAUGUACGGGGGAUGUCAUGUUUGUCCCACUCCCUGGAACUCAAAUCAAUGUGACCACGCUAAGGUGACAGAGACAGCGAAUGUGAGACUGGCCACCAAGUCAUCCCACAUCUUCCCCUUGGGAGCCAGGCAUCGCCCUCUACCACCGCCACAGUGCAGGGAGAGCCUUGCUAGCCCUGGGCGCUGGCGAGUCACCCUGACAGUACGGUGUGCUCCAGGGCUGCCUGCAGGCUCAGUGUGAGGACCCCAGCUGGCCAGGCCAGAACCAGCUUCAGAUUUAACAGGAAGCAUUUCUCCUUGGUCCCUGAGAAUUUCCGAGCCCGACGAGCCUACAGUUUUAGGAUGGAGCCCAAAAUCCCUGAGUGGACUGCUGCGUGCGACAGCCGGGCAGUCACAGACGCGGCUUCCUGCAGGUCGUGCAGGGGCAGGAGCCCUCGGCCGCCACAGGCAGGGAUGGAAAUCAGAGCGGCCACCGUGGAGAGCAUCAGGCCAUGAAGAAACUAAAGUGGAAGGCAACGCUGCCUGGGGUGUGUCCAGGGGAAGUGGGAGACAUCGCAAGGGCCAGGAGAGCAGCUUCUGCGCGCCACUCCGCUGGCAGUGCAGGCAGAUAUGGGGACCCAGGACGGCCUGGACCUGGAGCUCGUUGGGCUGUGUGAUGUCGGCCAGACGGAAAGACAAGUACCGCGUGAGCUCACUCGUACGUGGAGCCUCCUGGACACUGGAGUGGCUCCGUGCUUCCCCAGCCAGCUGGAGCAGGGCAGGGGCCCAGGGUCCAGGUGCUGUGAGAUGGGAGGAGGGGGCAGGGGCACCGAGGGCACUGGCCAGAUCCAGGGGAGCCAGAAGAGAAGAUCUGGGAUGUCUUCACCUCCAAGAAGAGACCGUGUUUGAGAUAGCUACGUCCCCCAGGUUUAAACAUUACCCAUGUAAACCUAUCCACACAGCAUGGGGUACCGGAAGGGGGAUGUACAACUUUGUGUCCAUUUGAAAAAUAAGGAACUAAAAUAAAUGAUAUGAGAAGGUCAA
Messenger RNA from Cavia porcellus (domestic guinea pig), 4357 nucleotides. RefSeq names its product cortexin domain containing 1 (gene Ctxnd1). Bases 1 to 180 code for a protein of 59 amino acids. The transcript has a single exon. The record is from RefSeq and is a predicted model, not a curated record. NCBI's taxonomy places the organism in Eukaryota, Metazoa, Chordata, Mammalia, Rodentia, Caviidae.